CAUAAGCCUAAAAUUGCCGUAAGCCAGAACAUUGUCGAAAAUCUUAUAAACUCCUAAGAAAACCUUACUUGUAAUGCUUUGUGUGUAUUAAAAACUAUGUAAACUGCAUUUUUAUUGUAAUGUUCAUCAAAAAACCUUCAAAUAUGGAUUAUUUUGCCUUCCUUCAGAUCGGCUUCAUAAGUGGCGUAACCCUGGAACGUGUCGUAAACCGGGAAAUAAAUUUUUGGUGAAUAAAAUUGAAAAGCAUCGUAACCUCAGAAUGUUGUAAGCAGAAAUCUUCGUAAACCGGGGACUGCCUGUACAUAGCUAUGAGCAGCUCAGUCACUUGCAUGACAAAUGUUUGCCUAAAGCUGUGUCCAACACUAAUCCUUCACUUUUGAUGAACUAGUUAUUUCCUAGCCAGUUGAUAUAAGCUAACCCAUGUGAUGGAGUUCGUUUUCCAAGGUUAGCACAGGGAGGCUGCUUAGAUCACCUAUCCUUCAUUAUUAAGCUCACUUGAAUUUCCCACUUCUUAAUUGCUAUAUUAUAAUUGAAAGUACUUACACGUGUGUGAAAAAGAAAGUGAAAAGAAAUAGAAAAUGAUUAAUACUGACAGUUAAACAAACAAAUUAAUGUGUACUUAAAUGUUUAACAAUGCAAGUCAGAAAAACAGGCAUUGUUCGCAUUAUAGGAAAUGCAAUGUCUCUUUGUCGUAUAGAAUAGAUUUUCCUGAAAGCAGAGGAAUGACAAUGUAAAUAAUCGAUUGCUUCCACUUAUCACUGUAACUCUGUAGCAAAUACUGGUGGUGCACCAGUAGUUACAAGGAAUAUUGAAAACUUUUAGAAUAAGUUUACGUAAGCUUAUUCUUAUAUCUUGUGUCACUGAUUAUGAUUGUUCAUAUUAUCAUAUGUACUUUUGAUUGUGGAAACACAACUAGACAUGAUUUUAGAAAAAACUAGUUACGACAUGGAAUGGCCAAGGAGUCUUCUUAUGACCAUUUAAGAAUUAGAAGAUGCACCAUUUCAAAUCCGUUCAACUUCUGCAGUGCAAGACAACAAAUACACUACGUACUGUACUGUGUACUGACCAAAGGUUAAUGGGAAGAAUAACCAUCUGCACGGAUUGCUGCCAGGCUUCCCAACAUGGAUGAUAUGCAGCGACUCACAACUGCAGCUUGUGCAGAUCUGGAAAGACUGGCAGCUGCAGCAGCUACAAUGGGAUACUCUUCUGAUUCCAUUCCCGUUACAGCACAUCACCUGCCAAAUUCAGUACCAUCAAGUACUAUAGCUCCUUCUAUUGUUCCUCAGUAUGCAGAUGCCUAUGAUUUGUCACGGGCCCAGCAGUAUGCUGUAGCGAGACUUAGUGACUAUCAGCCUCGUGCUGUUUAUGAUCAGUCAAGAACAGCUCACCCAACCACAACUCAGCAGCAACAUAUUGUUACUCCUGUUCAUGCUUAUACAGUGUCUAGAACUUCUCAGUAUGUUGUGGAUAGAUCAAAUUUUAAUCAGAUAGCCAGCAGACCUCAGCAAUAUGGCUCAGUACCUCCAGCUUCCAACAGUAAUACCACUGCUAUGCCAACUUCUGUUCAGUAUGAUGUCAAAACAGUGAAUGCAGCUCCAUCUGGAGUUCCUGUUUCCCAGGCUACGUUAAUUCCAACCUCAGCCUCAACAUCUACCAACUUGGUAAGUCAACCCAUGAUGCAGUAUGUACCAGAUAGCUCAGGAUUUGAGUCCACUGGAAAUGUGGCACCUCAGUCUCAAGAAAAGAGGAAGAAAAAGGAGAAAAAAAGUGAGAGUGAGACAAAGGAAAAGAAAGACAAGUCAUCAGCUGAAGGAGAAGCACCAGUAGUUGACCAAACAAAUCCCUCUGCUGAUGCAAAGAGCACGGUUACAGAAAUUCCAGAACCUGUGGUUGUGGAUGGAAGGAAGCAUUAUAUCUGUAAUUUGUGUGAUCUUGGAUUCCUUCGAAAGUAUCAGUUUAGAAGACACUUAAUUGCGCACACAGGUGAGAAAAGGGGAGCUUUAUCACUUGAAACAAAAGUAGAGAUAAUUCGCCGCAUUCAGUCAGGUGAAAAACAAGUUGACCUGGCAAUGGAAUAUAGUGUUGGAAGGUCAACAUUAAGCUUUAUAAUGAAACAUGCAGAAAAGUUUUUAGGAGUUUGGAAAAAUGGAAAAUUUCAUCCUGAUAGCAAGAGAUUGCGAGGUGCACAGAGAGAGGAUGUGGAGGAAGCAUUGUAUGAAUGGUACAAACAAGCAAUACAAAUAAAUGCACCUGUGACUGGGCCCAUUCUUUGCCGUAAGGCCAAAGACUUUGCUGUAAAGUUAGGUUACAAAGAGUUCAAAGCUACUCAUGGAUGGCUUGACCGAUUCAAACAUAGGAAAAAUAUUGUCCUUGGUCGGGGUAAACCUAUUAAGGAUAAAGAAAAUCAAGAAGAUGCUGAGGAGUUAAAAGGAGACUUUACAACCCAGGUCUUACCUUCUGCAUUGGUGGAAUAUGAAGCUAAUGAUGUGUUCCAUGCAGAUGAAAUUGGCUUGUUAUAUCGUAUAUUGCCCAAUAAAACAGCAACAUUUAAGGGCGAUCGUUGUGCUGGUGGCAGUAAAAGUAAACACAGAAUUACUGUUUUAUUGUGCACCAAUAUGACUGGUACGGAAAAGUUUCCCUUGUUAGUUAUUGGGAAACAUCCGAAACCAAAAUGCUUUAAAAAUGUCAAAUCUCUUCCAGUACAAUAUUUGUCAAAUCCUAAGGCAUGGAUGACAAUGGAAAGUUUUCUUGCAUGGCUUCACGAUUUAGAUUCUUGGUUUGUUCAACAGAACAGAAAAGUUUUAUUAAUACUGCCAAAUCUCCCAAUUCAUCCAAAAGUCCCUAAACUGAAUGCUGUUCGAAUAGUAACCAGUCCUGCCUCUUUUGUUGGACCUUUCAAACUUGGGGUUGCUCACUCAUUGAAGCGAAACUACCGUAGGGCUGUUUUAGAGACGCUGAUAAACCUCAUAGAUGAGGAAAAUACAAAAAAGAAAAGAAAAGGUAAACAUUCCCAAAUGCAAUUAAAUCUUUUAUCUUGUUUACAUCUUCUUGCUGCAGCUUGGCAUGCUGUUACAGACGUUACAAUCAACAACAGCUUUCAGAGAGCAGGUAUUGGAAAAUAUGGUAUAUGGGGGAUGAACUUAAUUCCAGAAACUAACUUAGGAACAGAAAACUUGGAACUUCUUCAUAAAAUCAAGUCAAAAGGUUUCAAGAUUCCUGAUGGAGUUACAUUUGAUGAGUUUGUGACUUUUGAUGAUGAUGUGCAGGUAUGCCAUUUGAUGGAUGAUGAGGACAUUAUUGCUGCAGUGACGGGUGCAGACGUAGAAUCAUCAGAUAGUGAAGAUGAAGCAUCUGAGGUUGAAAAAACAAAAGGAGGAAAAGUAAAAGAGGAGUCUGUAGAGGAAAGCACUGUAGAACCAGCAGAAGAAGUGGAAAGUGGUCCUGCUAUGACCGAAGUGGAUGCAAGUUUAGGUACCCUCAGACAGCACAUCCAAUACCAGGAGGGUGCUCAAGAGAUGUUCCGUGUCUUAGCUCAUCUGGAAUUCCUCAUACACAAAGGAACUAGUAAGCCACCUGUUGCUGUUGCAUCCUAUGAAACAGCAAUGUAAAUUUUUCCAGAGGUUCUCAAGUGUAAACAAGAAUUAAAGACUUCAUUCAGCAAUUUGUGUAGAAGCUUAUUACUUAAGUGGUGUCAAGUGAUAAUUGUCAAAUGAACACCAUGUAUGCAUUGUGUUGUAAAUAUGCAUUUAUGCUUUAAUUGCAGACUUGUGCAUCUUCACACACUUUCUGGAUUCAGUUUUAACUGUUUUGUGUAUACUGUAUAUAAUGUACAGGAAUGUCCAGAUUCAGCAUUACCAGACUAUUUUUUCAAUAACAUGACUAACUUCCCUUUGAAAUAUGGUAAUAGGAGUUGUGUGUAAUGCCUUUAUAAGAAAUUGGUGACUUGUACAUACUUGUAGUGCUCUUAAUACAGGGUUUGUUUAUAAAAUUUUGUAUUUGAGUAGCUCUUACUUAUUUUAUUUUUUUAUAUUCAUUAAAACUCCUUGAUGCUGAAAGCUGUUUUUAGCCAAUCAAUUUUUACUGCUUUUUGAAGUGUCGGUUUCCUUUAAAUGAAUGAAAGUUUUUGGGUAAACAGCUGAGAGAGAGAGAGAGGAGAGGAGAGAGAGAGAGAGAGAGAGAGAGAGAGAGAGAGAAUCUGAUUAACUCUGGUAUAUAAGGAAAUUAAUGUUGUUUGUUUGAACAGCAUCAAGCCCAUUUAUUUUCAAGGCUGAAAUGUACAACCUUAGUUAUGUAUGAUACAUUUAUAUGCUCAAAAUAAUGUUAAUACAAACUAUAAUUUUAUAUAUGUUAUUAUUGCCAACACUCUAGUUGAAAGUGAGGCUUGUAAUUGUAAAACAGCAUAGUAGAAUUUCAAAACAAAGCUUAUAGGUGUCUGGGGUAUCUGUGAAUUAAUAAUACAUUUGUUGGAACAUACCCUUUUAAUUCUAAGAAAACUAAGGACUUAGGUAACCAAUUACACCAAAGGGUAAAAAAUUGAUAAAUUAGUUUUUCUCCAAACACAAUCACAUUUAACAUUUUAUCAAAAAAGAUAAAAUACACAAAAUAAAAAAAUGUAUCUGUACCAGAAAAUCCCAAGUGAUAUGAAAGAGAAAACUAUUAAGUACUGUAGGGAGAUUUAAUAUCUACAAUCUGAUUGACUGCCACAGCUCUGUUGGUAUGGAUGUACCAUUUCUCAACAAAGUACCUACUGUCAAGUGUUUCUUGUGACUUACAGUUAUUACAUACUAUUUGGCAACUUUGUGUUUACAGCCAACUGUUCAAAUUCUGUUUGAAGGAAAAAGGAUUAUGCAUUUGGAGUGCCAAAUAUGAUUACAUAUUAAGCGAAUAAGCUGAUAACAAUAUACAUUAGGUUAAAUUCAUAAUAAAAUUAGUACUCAGCUUAGAAAACCAAUCAGUUUGGUAAAUUAAACUUUGCUAAGAAAAACAUGGAAGGUAAUUGUAUUGCUCCUCAAGUGGCCUGUGUAACAAGAAAGAGCUUUAUGGUAAACUAAUAAUAAAUUGCAAUGAUACUUUUCAUGCAGGUUGUCAGUUAUUUGGGAAUUUUCAAAAUGCCAUUAACAAAAAAUUUUGUAACUAGCAUAGAAAUUAUUUCUUUUCAUGAAAAUUAAAACAACCUAAAUGGAUAAGUACUUGAACUAAAUACUACUAGGUCAGUGCUGAUUAUGUAAUGUUGGAAGUGGUAGCAACCUCAUGCUCAGUUUUUACCUUUUACAGUAACCAUCUUUUUUCAUCUGUCAAUUUUUUUUUUAAGCAAUAUAAAGAAAAACUAUGGUGUGCAGCAGUAUCUAUAUUUAGUUGUUGAUGGUUAACUUUGUCCAUGAUGCUUCUAUCUUCAGUAAAUCCUUAUGAAAGAGUUGUGGACAGUUAUGCCUAUGCAGUGGAUGGAAGUCUCCUAAGGAAUAUAAGGAAAAUUACACUGUAUGCAAAGUGGUUUUGGAAGUUUUGAGGCCAAAGUGGUUUACAUCAAAUGUAUGUAAACUUGUAGGAUUUCAGAGAGUGAUUUAACUACAUAUGUUGAACAGAUAGUAAGUAUACUGUAAUUCAUUUAUAAGCCUGUAACAAUAUAUGUAUGCCUAUGUUGACUAACUAGUUAUUUCUUCUUUAGUUACUUUAUUUGAUGAAUUACUAUAGCUUUCUUAUUAUUUAUUUUGGUUCUUUGUGUUAGAAGAUAUAUCCAGAGUAGAACUAAUGUAAAUGCAAUGGGAUAUUUGUUUUGUCAGAUAUUUUGCCAUUCAUGCUCUAUGUACAAAUUAACACUGCUUAGCAGCAAUGGCUCAAAAGAUUUAAAAUUUUGAUGCAAAUUAUGACAAAAGUAUCAUAUGACAAAAGUAUCAUUAACUAGGCUGCUCAGCUGAUUAACAGUUAUCACUUUACUGAAAAAACCUGCAAAGGCUGCAUUGAAAGAAAAUAAUUAACGUGACAUCGAUUGUAAUUAAAGGUACUGUCUUCAAAGGAAUAGUAUUAGCUUAUAUCAAGUGCACAUGCAUGUUUUAAACUUCAAUGCAUAGCUGCUUUUGGCUUUUAUUUUUGCAUACAUAAAAACAAAAAUGCAUUAAACUAAAUUAAAAGGCUCUCUUGCCCAAAGUUCUGUGCAACAAUGUAAUAUGUAGUCCUGGCAGACUUAUUUUCUUUCAAGAAAACAAGCUGUUUAAUAUCCAUUUUCAACUGAAGGUUUUCUGCACUGAAAAAUGAGGCAGUAGAAAAUAUGUAUGCUUGCAGGUGGUAUGUAAUUUUUUAAGAAAAAUAUAAACUACGUAUAGCUAUGUAUAGUACAAAUCCAUUAUUUAUUAUCAUCUAAUUCAAGUCCUACACAAAACUUAAGACACUCCAUUCCCAAAUAACAAUAAAAGAACGUCUGUUGGCUGCUUGGCAGCUCUAGAUAUGUGGCCCUUAUAUUGAGAUAAUCGGCCAUCUCUCCAAAGAGGAAAGGCUAAAGACCUGGGAAAGACACUUGUUAUUGAGUAAGAAUUGUGGCUCAACCAUAAGCUGGCCAUAUUCUCUUAAGACUUGGCAAGUAGAUUGACCUCAAAGUUAAAAUUUUCACUCAUCAAAAACUUCCUUGGGACUCCAAUACUUGAAGCCAGUUGCUAUAUAGUUUAAUACCAUUCUAGAGAUAAUAUUCUCACAAACAAACAAGGGAAGCUUCCUGAGCUACUGCCAAAGGUGAUGACCAUUUGGACUCCUUGGGUGCAAGAAACUUUUUAAAGUGUGAAAAGAUGAAUAUCAAAAGAAGUUCUCUCAUUUGACUGUAGCAAUAAUAUAACAAAUAGACUGCCAGCAGCUUCAGCCAUCUGAUUAGAUUAAAGGUGGAUAUCUCAUUCUAUUGGUAAUGAAUGUAUUAAAGUUUGCUUGUUGGAGGGCCUGGAAUUCACUUUAGAGUGGAAGGCAGCUUCAUGAAAGUUUGUCUAGCUCAGUAUGAGACGAAGUGAACUGAUGCAGGCUUCAAAACUGGAUACAAAACUGGGUUUAGAAGUCGAAGGAAAAUAAGCUGAUAGCAUUCUUCAGUCCAAGUUCUUUCUCAGGAUUUGUGGCGUUCUGAUUGCUAACAUAACUAGGACACUGCACAGAAGUGAAAUGGUCUGUCCCCUGCCUCUGCUGUUCAUUAGCAAUUUUUAAACCUCCAAUUGGUGGUGCAAAUCCUGUGUGGUCAAGGAUCAGCAUCUUUCCAUGCAAAAUCAUGAAGAUUUAUGAAUGCAAGGAGGAAAGAGUUGUUUGCCUCUGGAGAAGAGGGAACUGAGACCAGCUCACUCAUAUCUCCAACUCUGGGCAUCUACCACUGAAGAUUGUGGCAGAAGCCCUCAGAGGGUAAAUGACAGCCUUAAAUGGUUAAUGUAACAAAGGGCUUCUCCUGCAGUGUAGAACAAUGAUGUUUCUAUCAUCAGUGUGAGGCAGCUAAUUGUAAACUUUUGAAUUGUUUUAAUGAAUUGUACUUAUCAUAGAUGAAGUUCUUAUAUUUCAAGAGUAAAAGACAAUGGUAAUAGUAUAGAUUUAAUUUUGCCAAUGCUUCAGUUUACGUAUCAAGUUUAUUUAGGAAUUACUACUUAAUUAUUGCUAAGUCCAUAAUAUUUUUAAUCAAAGUGUUCUUGAGGAAGGAAUCUUGACCUUUCAAUUAAUGUGUAGUUGACAUCAAGCAUAAAGGUCUUGGUUGUAUAAUUAAGUCAAGAAAAAUUUUAAAUGACUGGAAAAAGUGCAAAUCUGGGCAUUUGAAAAAUAGUAUUUUACAUGAAGGUUGUAUACUCGUAACUUGCAUAAGAAUAAAAUGUCUGCUAAAAUUGUAUAGUACACUAAUGGGAGAAAGUAAAAGUCUCAAAAUUUUU
Molecule: messenger RNA, 7877 nt
Organism: Macrobrachium nipponense
Lineage: Eukaryota; Metazoa; Arthropoda; Malacostraca; Decapoda; Palaemonidae
Product: tigger transposable element-derived protein 4-like
Exons: 3
Coding region: 1122-3608 (828 amino acids)
Cellular component (GO): nucleus
Molecular function (GO): DNA binding
Source: RefSeq, a predicted model, not a curated record